Messenger RNA from Blepharisma stoltei, 219 nucleotides. The record is from the annotation of a GenBank genome assembly. Lineage: Eukaryota; Ciliophora; Heterotrichea; Heterotrichida; Blepharismidae.
AUGGAAGAGCUGGAUGUAAAUAAGCUAGAAGAUGAGAUGGAUGCAUUCAUCAAGCUUAAAGUGAAAUUGGACAAAGUAAAGAAAUACCGAGAGCAUAAUUCUAAAAGACUUGACGAGCUUAAGAAAGAAAUGAAAAGAAUUAGAGAACAUAUGGAUGAUGUUAAUAAACAGCAAAAUCUGGCGAUUCAUAAAGUGAUUACUGGGAGAAGGAAGGGAUAA